Molecule: messenger RNA, 19182 nt
Organism: Aquila chrysaetos chrysaetos
Lineage: Eukaryota; Metazoa; Chordata; Aves; Accipitriformes; Accipitridae
Gene: USP38
Product: ubiquitin specific peptidase 38
Exons: 10
Coding region: 99-3218 (1039 amino acids)
Biological process (GO): protein deubiquitination; ubiquitin-dependent protein catabolic process
Cellular component (GO): nucleus; cytosol
Molecular function (GO): cysteine-type deubiquitinase activity; cysteine-type endopeptidase activity
Source: RefSeq, a predicted model, not a curated record
GCGCCGCGGGGAGGAGGCGGCGGCGGCGGCGGCCUCCGCCGAGGCCUGGGCCGGCCCGCCGCCGCCGCCGCUCGGCCGAUGCGCCCGGAGCGCCCGCCAUGGACAAGAUCCUGGAGGGGCUGGUGAGCUCGUCGCACCCGCUGCCGCUGAAGCGGGUGAUCGUGCGGCGGGUGGUGGAGUCGGCGGAGACGCCGCUGAGCCAGGCGCAGUGCCGCGCCAUGUUCGCCCUCAGCACCCGGCUGGUGCUGCAGGGCCCCGACCCCUUCCAGCGGCAGGUGGGGCGGCAGGUGCUGGAGGCCUACGGCCGCUACCACCGCGCCGAGUUCGAGGCCUUCUUCAACCGCGGGCUCGUCCUCGGCCUCCUGCAGCGCGGCUACGGCGAGCUGAGCAACCGCGACCCCGCCAUCCUCGACUACAUCCAGGCGGGGCUGCGCCUCAUCAUGAGCUGCCCCUCGGUGCUGGAGCUCUUCGAACUGCUGCAGGUGGAAGCGCUGCGGCUGGUGUGCGAGCGGCCGGCGCCGCCGCUCUGCGCCCGCCUCUGCCAGCUGCUGGGCGACUUCCCGCAGUGCCUGCCCCGCGGCAGGAAGCUCUCCCUCGCCUUCUGCCAGCAGCUGGUGCGCAGCAUCGCCCACUUCCAGAGCCAGGGCAGCCGGGAGGCCGAGCUGCGCCUCUACGUCUCGCAGGUGACGCAGGUCAGCGGGCUGCUGCGCAGCGUCUGGAAGGCCGAGCCCGACACCCUGCUGCCCUCCCUGCAGGAGCUCUUCGCUGUCAUCUCCGCCGCCGAUACUUCAUUCGAACCUUCUGUUGCACUGGCAAGUCUUGUGCAGCACAUACCAUUACAGAUGAUUACAGUACUCAUCAGGAGCCUUACUACAGAUCCAAAUGUGAAAGAUGCAAGUAUGACUCAAGCUCUGUGCAGAAUGAUUGAUUGGUUGUCCUGGCCUCUGGCUCAGCAUGUGGAAACAUGGGUGAUUGCACUGCUGAAAGGACUGGCUGCAGUCCAGAAAUUUACCAUCCUCAUUGAUGUCACUCUGCUUAAGAUCGAAUUGGUCUUUAAUCGACUUUGGUUUCCUCUAGUGAGGCCUGGUGCCCUUGCUGUCCUCUCCCACAUGUUACUUAGUUUUCAGCAUUCUCCAGAAGCUUUUCAUUUGAUUGUCCCGCAUGUGGUCAGUUUGGUUCACUCCUUCAAAAGAGAUGGCUUACCUUCCAGUACAGCCUUUUUGAUGCAGUUGACUGAGUUGAUACACUGUAUGAUGUAUCAUUAUUCAGGAUUUCCAGAGCUCUAUGAACCCAUUUUGGAAGCUGUUAAGGAUAUGCCCAAACCCACGGAAGAGAAGAUUAAGUUGAUUCUCAGUCAGAGUGCCUGGACUUCUCAAUCCAGUUCUUUGCCGUCUUGUUUAUCUAGACUUUCUGGAAAAUCUGAAACUGGGAAGACAGGCCUAAUUAAUCUAGGAAAUACUUGCUACAUGAACAGUGUUAUUCAGGCACUUUUUAUGGCUACAGAUUUCAGAAGACAUGUUUUAUCUCUGAAUCUAAAUGGGUGUAAUUCACUAAUGAGAAAAUUACAGCAUCUUUUUGCGUUUUUGGCCCAUACCCAGAGGGAGGCAUAUGCUCCUAGAAUUUUCUUUGAGGCUUCCAGACCACCAUGGUUCACCCCUCGAUCCCAGCAGGAUUGCUCAGAAUAUCUCAGAUUCCUGCUAGACAGGCUGCAUGAAGAAGAGAGAACCUUGAAAGCGCUGUCUUCAGCAAAGGCUUCUGAAAGUAUAAUGAAUGAAGAUUCCCAGACACAAGAAACUGUCCAUAAAGCGCAAAUAUUUGCUGAAGCACCUUGUAUGGGAAGUGAAGAAAGAACUCUGAUAGAGAAGAUGUUUGGAGGAAAAUUGAAGACUACUAUAUGCUGUUUGAACUGCAAAAGUAUGUCUCAAAAGGAAGAAGCUUUCACAGAUCUCUCUCUGGCUUUCUGUCCUCCAACUUCCUUGGAGAACGUUGGCCCAAAAUGUAUGGAACGUUCUGAAGUGAAAGAUGACUACGUGCUGCAAACUAAUACUUCAGCAACUAGUCCUGCUGGAGGAACGCCUUUGAAUAAUUUGGAAGUAAAUGGUGGAUGUGACACAAUAAUGAAUGAAGGAACCAUAAAAGAUUUUUCUAUUGAGCCAAACUCUGAGAAUACUGCAAGUUCUGAACUCAACAAAGUUCAAGAUAAUAGGGAUAUGUCUCAGAGGCUAGUAGGUAAAAACACCCUGUCAGUUACAGACUUACUGAAUUAUUUUCUGGCACCCGAGAUCCUCAGUGGAGACAAUAAGUAUUAUUGUGAAAAGUGUGCCUCUCUACAGAAUGCUGAGAAAACUAUGCAAAUCAUUGAGGAACCCGAAUACCUCAUUCUCACUCUCUUGAGAUUUUCAUAUGAUCCAAAGUGUCAUAUAAGGCGCAAAAUCUUGGACAAUGUGUCUCUGCCACUUGUUUUGGAACUGCCAGUCAGAAGAGCAACAUCGCCACUAGCUGUAGUUUCAGGAGGUUGGUCUGUUGGUGUUGAGAUUUCUGAUAUUGGAGAAAAUCUUGCUAAAAAACUGAAGCCCUCAGGUGCUGAUGAAGUGACCUGCCCACAAUUGGUGCCCUACAUGUUAAGCUCUGUGGUGGUGCAUUCUGGUGUAUCCUCUGAAAGUGGACAUUAUUAUUCAUAUGCUAGAAAUGUUACUGGGUCAGGACCUUCAGGACUCUGCCAUCAGUCUACAGCUCUUUCUUUAGUUUCUCCUCAGGAUAAGUUGUUGACAGAGGAGAGUCCUUGUACUGUUGUAGAAAAUGAGCUGGACGCUGAGAUGCCAAGAGAAUGGUUUCUGUUCAAUGACAGCAGAGUGACAUUUACCUCAUUUCAGUCAGUCCAGAAAAUUACCAGUAGAUUUCCAAAGGACACUGCUUAUGUUCUGUUUUACAAAAAACAAAAUAGCACCUGUGGCUUCAACACCAAUUCGGCAAAUGGACUCUGGGUAAAUGGAGACCCUCCCCUACAAAAAGACCUCAUGGAUGCAAUUAUGAAAGAUAACAAACUGUACUUGCAGGAGCAAGAGCUUAGUGCUCGAACACAAGCACUUCAAGCUGCCUCAGCCUCAUGCUCUUUCCGACCCAAUGGAUUUGAUGACAACGACCCCCCGGGAAGUUGUGGACCGACAGGUGGAGGAGGAGGGGGUGGGUUCAGUACUGUUGGUAGAUUAGUCUUUUGACUAUGAAGACAACCUGGAAUACACUGGUUCCAAAGCAGCCCAGUCCUGCUGAGGACAACUAAAAUAUUGAACUUUGUCAGAUAUUGUAUCAAGUUUUGAGACUUGAUCCUUGUUCAAAAGCAAAUGUUGGGGGUUUUUUGGUUAUGUUUUAUUUGAAAUAAAUAAGCGCAUAAUGGAAAAAAACUACCUCUUAAAUAUUCAGUUGCUUUUAUAGUAAGAUAUGCUUGCCCAAAAGACAGAAAAUGGAGAUUUUUAAGUAGUUGCUAAUGACACUGCAUUAAACUGAACAAACGCACUUACAUCAGUUUCUAUUGUCCUCAUCCACUGAAUGAAGAGAGUUCAUUUUUUACUCUGACGGUAUUGCUUUAUGUGGAAAUCCUUUCGGAUGGGCUAAACUGCAUACAUAGUCUCUCACCCCCACCUUAUUUUCAAAUCCACUACCUUUUAUGGAUUUCCAGAGAUGAUGCAAUUUAUAAUGAAGGCAAUAACUUACAUGUGACAUGAUACAGUACUUUCCAGAUUAAAAAUUAUUGAAUAUAUUUGCAGUGUAAAUGUAAAGAAGAAAAAAUAAUUUAUAAAUAUUUGCUAAGUUGUUUUCCAAAAAAGUGCAUGUUCUGUAGGAACAAUGUUUUUAAAUAGAAAUUGUUAACUUUGUAGCAUUUCUAAUUGUUUUGAGGAUUUUAAAAUUAUUUCAGGGAAUAUAUCUGCUGUGUAUUGGAGAGGAAGAGAUUCUGUAUGUGCCUUGCAGUACUGUAACUUAAACUUUCUGAGGCUGCAGAAAAGGGGAAAAAUGUUAGUAGUCAAUUUUUUUUGUCAGUAUUAGAAAUCAGUACAUUUGUAGAAAGCUAUUAGGUUUCCAGAAGUAAAAAUCUGGUAGUCUGAAAUGCAGUAAGUGUGUUGCCCAGUAUUUUUUUGUUAAAAAAAAUACAUACCUAGUGAUCUAUAACUUUUUGUGGCCUGCAUUGCUAAGAAAAAGCUGGUCAUAAUACUGAGCUAUGUUUGUGAAAUCACAGAGAGGCUACCUGUAUUGAUCUUUGCUGAGGAUCUAUGCUUCUAAGAGUCCUUUGAAGUUUUGCCUUCUGAUAUUGCUUGUAGUGAGAAAUUUCUGGUGAGUUCAGGUUUCAACUGUCUGCAGAAGACCAAAAUGACACUGUCUGUGGAGCAGUGUUUGCUUGCUUGUUAGGCCAGCAGAGGUUGAGGAUCCACUCUUUUAGUCUUGGCAGAAAUAGCAACUUUGGUUUUGAUGUGCAAUGAGAAUAACAGAAGUGAAGGAGUUACACUGUUGAAUCUGGUGAUUAAUUCUUAACUUGAAUAAUCUUAUAGUGAAGUGUAAAUUUAUUUAAAAUAUUUUUACAAAAUUCUGCACUGUUUUAUUGUGGUUUUAUAUUCUACUAGGUGACAAAGUGCAUCCUUAAAAAGCAUGCAAACCUGGCAGGUGUUAGCUUAACUGUACAAAAUAAACAAGUUUCUUAUAAAAUGCCUUUGAAAAGCAUAAAUUAAGUUGGUAAUACUAAACCUUGUUCAUACGAUAUCAAAAAAAUGGAGUUUAGUCUAAAAGGUAGCUUAGCUUGCAAGCUAUUUUUAUAUUAUCACUAAAACUAUGCUAUUUGCUCUGCUAUAGGUUCAUAUGUUACUGCUCAAGAAAGCUAGAGCAGCUCACUUUCAUUUUUUAAGUUUCCAAGUUUUGUUUUGACAGUUUGUAGUACCUCGGCUUUGACCUACGCUUUUAUUGCUAUCUCAGUUGUAGGUUUCUGAACCAGGAGUUCAGCUGUGGAAACGUGGAAUGUUAUGAGACUAGUGUGAGGAACGUUCUCAUUUCGUUGUGCUUGGACGAGGUUUUCUUGAAAGCUCACUUUGCCUUGAAAUUCUGUAACUUUCAGUCCAAGAGGGUUUUUUAUUUCUUUUUAGGCUUCUCUGCCAGUUAGCUCUGGUUUUAAAGUGUUUUGUAUGAUUGUGAGGUUAAUUUGGCUUUUCUCUCCCAAAUCAUGAGGACGCACUAAGAAGCUGUCUACUGUUUGCAUUACAACGGGAGUAUUUUGUCUCUCUGUAUCAAUUUACUGUUCAUUUUAGAACAUUAGUAAGUAGAAGCAGAGGCAAGUGGUUUUACUCUAUAUGAAAUCAUAAUUUUGUAAAGGUCAGUUUUGUUUUCAUGUUUUCACAGUAAAAAUACAAAUUAUGUAGCCUACCUAAAAAUAACGUGCAGUAGGAGUUUUGUAUACCUAUUGUACUAUAUUUAUUUCAUGAGCUCUUAGAAGGCUUUCUACACCCUUGUUUGCCUAUUCUAAAUUAGGUGUUAAAUACGGAAAUUUUAUACGAGAGUAAUGCCAAUAGGGUUGGAUCUCCUUAGGUAUAAAAUGAUGAUAUGUCUCAAAUUGAAAAUAACUUCUUUCUUUCCUCUUGUUGACUUCUGUUGACGCAGUUACUUUGGGUUUUACAAAUAGAUUUUAAAACUCAGAAUACCUAUUUGCAAGUCUGCUUGCUGACGUGACAACCGUCGUAGGACCAUUCAUACCGAACUUGGAAGGUUUCAAUAAAACUAGUGAAAGUGGAGAAGUAUUUCACACUCUAAAAUGUACACCUUUCUUCAUUGUUUACAGUAAUGGUGUUGCAUGCGACUAUCUUCUGGACAUAAUAUGAGAGAACAAUGUACAUAGGGUACUUCGAUUUCUGUUGCCUGUGAAUGAAUGCUGCCUGGUUUGUUUAUUGACCUUUUUGGCUCCAUUCUUAAUUUGGUUUCUAUCUAAGUUGAAUCAGUAGAAAGAUACUAAAUACAUAAUACUGUUUCUGAAGCUUAGGUUUUUUUGUUGUUUCCUUUCAUGAAGGAUAUAGUAUUGUACCAAACUCAAGGAUGGUAUGUCUUUUAAAAUCAUAUUUUCUUUUAACAAGACGGAUUGUGUUUUGGUCUUUGUUUUAAUGGUCAGUGGAGUUGUGUUAACUUUAUUCCAUACAGUUCAUUUUGUACAGUUUUUUCAUGUGGAGCAUUACAGUGGAUUGCUGUGAAUGUCACCCCCAUAACAAGUGAUUACAAUAUAUACAAGCCCAUUUAUCCAGGAUGAGGAGAGAAAAGGCUUCUUUGGCUAACUAAACAAUCCACACCUUCUGGCUAGCUCUUUUUCCUCCCUCCCCCUCCCUCUCCCCGCCUUGGUCCCUACUCUGUAAAGUUAAAUAUUUUAUCUUCUGUAUGCUCUGGAAGUUUUAUUUCAUGGGUAAGCCUUUUUUUUUUUUUUUUUUUUUUUUUUUUAUCUCUAGCAGUAAGGUGGUUUAUGGAGUCAGAAUACUACUUUUUAUUGUACGAAUGACAGGUGAAGGGCAGAAGCACUGUGAGCUAAAGGAGUGUUAGAACAAAAGCAAGUGGGUAUAAACUUUCUGUAAAUAAGAUUGAGAUUAGAAACCAAGUUCCUAAUUACUAGAACUAAUUCUGGAACCGCCUUCCAGGCAGAGACCUGCUUUGAAGGAAGAGCCAAAUAUAGCUAUGAAAGAAAAUAAAUGCAAAGUGGCGUCUGAACAGUAGGCAACUAGACUUGAUAAACCAGAGGUCCCUUCUAGUCCCUUCCUAGAGUUUUGCUCUUCUGUUGGGCUUCCCAUCUUGACAUAUUGCCAGUUUUGUUUUUAAGUCUCAAAGAAUAAAGUGUAAAUGAAGGGAAUACUAAACUAUGACAUAACAACAAAGACUGACUGCUCAGUUUUGGGUGGUGGUGGUCUCUGAUUUAGGGGAGUUAGGCAUAAAAAUUAUGAAGUGGUGGAAAGUGGAAGUUAGGCAGAUGUGUGAUCCAAAGAAAUGUGCUCAGUUUAUAAUACAAGGGCAAUUUCCUGGUUAACAGCCUACUGUGGGGUCUAAUGGGUUGUAGCAGUUGACGUCCUCAGUAGGCUGUAAUCAAAUGUAAAUUAUUGGACUUUUUCAAUGGGUGAGCAAAUGAUCUAUGAUCUAAACAAGAGAUCAGAACAGAUGAUCCUAAAAACUUUCAUGUUCCCUACAGCCAGUCAUCAUAGGUCUACCUUAAUCUGAAUCCAUAGCUGUGAGUAAUAUGCUCUUAAAUCACAUAGGUGUCAGGUCAAAUGUAACAGCUGAGAACCGAAAAUCGUGUGACACUGUUUGGCUUGUGUACAAUGCAGUGUUCUGCAUGGACUUAACUAGCGAGUAUCCCUGUUUCAGCAAGUGGGUUAAAGAGACUUUGCCUGUGAGUUGAGCUCUGGCUGUGAUCAGUAUGCCAGCUGUGAUGUGUAGUGUAGCACUGGCUUACCACACACGCUUUUUAUUUUCUUUAAAUGCACACGCAUUCCCCCCCCCCAUCCCCCCCCAUUCAUUGUGAGUCUUGCUUUUGCUUGAAUGAAAAUAUCCAGAUCAAAGGGAAAGCAAACUUAAAACUAGCCAGAGUGAAGCAGAGAUGAACAUUUUUAAAUACACUAUGCCGGUUUCUUAUUUAAAACAGAAGGUUGGGUUUUUUUCUAAGUCUGCUGGAUUCUAAGGCAGGUAUGUGGAUUCAGGAUACACAUUUCUUGUUCCUUUUUUUUCCAGUGUGGGUAAUGUUUUUAGGCAUCAGUUGUAAAAGUGCUGGAAUAGGCAUGUCAAAAUGCACAACCUGCCACUGCCGCCUUGGGAAACAGCGUGCUACCACAUGCACUGAAAUGCUGGGAUACUUGCUGGCUGGCUUCCCCACACACUAACUGGGAAGAGCAGCUGCUGCCUGUGAACUGUGCCUUGCUGGGUGGCCAUUUGGGACCUUCACCAUCAUCUGCAUCUGUGGGUGGCCAGACGCGGCCACCCUGGGGCGCUGCCUCCAGCAUGCGUCUCUGCAGAGGGGGCCGCGAGAGGAGUCUGAGGUGUAAGAGCCAGCUGUGCUGUUCAGGUGCUAGCUCAAGUAGGGCACGGUCCCCAGCCCCCUCUGCGAUACCUCCAGGCCCAGGGCAGGUAACGCGGGGACCCCCGUUGCAGUGCUGACGGAGACCGGCACUUGUGGCAAGCGGCACGCAAAGGUCGGGUGGUUGCGCGUGGAGUCGGCGUGUGGGAAGGAGGGGCAGGGGGAUGGUGAAGGAGAAGUGCCGGCGCGAGACUAAAACGAGACUGCCGAACUGCAAAAAAGGAAAGGAUGGCUCUAAUCUGAUUUGGAAGUUGCGUAUGUUUUAAUUAUAAUUUCACUUGUACCUGCUAUAAAGUUGUAACUUUAGUGGAAUUCCACCAAAGGAUACUCUGUCAACAAUGCUUUGUUAUCCAAGCCUAAUCCUUCUAGGAUCUCUAUUAUAUCAGUGUGCGUGAAGGGAAAAAACUCUCAAUAGGCGUAUUGAAAAUAUGCUGCUGAGGAGAGUAUUUCAGACUGAUACUAAAAAAUUAAUUCAGCAACAGGAUAUGUGAUUGGGCUAGCAGCUGUAGUAUCAUACAGCAUCCUCGAGGCCAGUGGUCUCCAAACUUUUUUUGAUUGCAUGCCCCAUCAGUAAAAACUUUAAGUGUGCACCCAAAAUAUGUAUAUUUAUUUAUUUAUAAACUAUAUAUGUACUACUGUCCUAAUAUUUUAUGUACAUACACAAGAGUAGAAAUUGAAAAAGUAUGAGAUAAAGAUGAAAUAAACACUAUUUUUAAGUUAUUUAAAAUUUUGUUUGUUAAUCGUACAAAAAAUACUUUCUUCUUGCACCCAAAUGGAUUGUCUUGCGCACCCUGUGGGGUGCACGCACCUCACUUUGGAGACCACUUCUCUGGGCUAUAGUCUUGAAGAGUUUUAACUUGAUGGGAACAGGUAUCGAAAUUGACCUGUUCAAAAUAAUGGUUUCUUUUACUCAGUGAAUAUAGACUUGUCAUUACUUUAUGCUGCAUGAGAAUGUUUUAGAGCUGUGUUUAUUCUGAGUUCUUAGAAAAUUUGAUGCAGGGGCUGUGAACUGUUUCGCCAUUUGUUUUCCUACAGUGUGUGUUAAAUGACAAAAAAAAGGUGUCAGCCUUAAGUGGUUUGCAGAGAUGCAAAGCCAUUCCCGUUCUGAGGGGAAGGCAUAUCCCUUGCCAAACGCAGGAAUGUGUUAGUACUUGGCUUUAAAGGUUAGUACCAUUUUUCAACUGACUUGCCCUUUCUCAAGUGUUCUCUAAAGAAUUACAAUAUUUAGUGCUCAACUCCUUACAAGGAAGUUAUUUAAUGUUCUUGCUGUAUCUUUCAUGGUGUUUGUUCUACUGAACUACAGUUGAAAUAAUUUUUGCAGUAUGCCUCUUCUUAAAUCAUGUUGUUGUAAACUGGCAUAGAUGUUUAAUAGUAUUUCACAUCAGUUUUUAAAAAUGGAUGGGACGAAUGAGUGUUUUACUGUACUCUUGUUGGGCUGCAUAAAGAAGUCAAAACAUAUAUUUUUAAAUGCCUUGGAAGGUGUCUGAAAGUACCUAAGUUUUUAUGUGUUUGACUUGAGUUGAAGGAUAGAUGUUCUAGUAAAAUAUAACAGUGGUGGGGUUUUUUUUGGAAUUGUAAAUUAUAUCUUUAAAUCCCGGCUUGAAGGAUCUCACACAAAAACAUGGAAAAUAAGUCAGAACAGAUCCAGAGGACCAAGUGUAGGCAGUAGCUGAAUUUCAUGUGUAUUUCAGUUGCAGUGAUAUGACAAUGUUUCAUUUGAGUUGUCUUCUCAACUGGUGUUACUUAAAUCUUCAAAGAAGAUGAAAUGACCUUCAACUUGAUAAAUUAAUAAAGAACAUCAUCAUUGGUUAAAAUGCAGUAGUUCUCAAUGAACAUGGAAGUUAUGGCACAGAAACAUUCAGGCCUCCUGUAAAUAAAGACAAGGUUCUCAAAGGCCGUUUUAAACUUCUGUGUAUUUCUCCUCAAGUUUCUCCAGACUACAAGUUGAAAGGAGGUUUUUGGGUUUGGUUGUUUUUCUUGACUACAAGAAUACCUAGGAAACUCAAACAAUUAACAAGCCAGUUAAUAAUCUGUAAAUUACUCCUGGGUGGUGAAUUGUGUGAGAGGGAAGGGAAAGGUUUAGGUUGCCCUUAGAAUGUGUAGUCUGAAGUUGAGUCUCCUCUAGCUGGCUGCCCACACCUCCCUCUGGCAUUAGAAACAGCUGCCUUUAUGUGGUCUCAGGAUUAAGCUUGGUACUGCCGGUGAGGAUAAAAUCGUGGGAACCUCCCCUUCAUCCAAGACCUAUUCAGGGUAAUUGAAGAAUUAUUCUUGACCUGAGCUGGUUCAGUUUUGCUUUAAGUAACUUGAACCUGCUAACUGCCAAGGUAAAGGACAGAUCAGGCUUUAACAUAAUAAAGGACCUAAUCAUAAUUUAAAAAAAAAAAAAAUUAAAUGCUUUGGCUCCAGUAGGAGCUUGCUAGUUCUCUGCUGUGCUUUAAAAUGGCAGGGCUGCAAGAAGUAUUUCCUACUGGUGAGACCAUGAAAACAGCAGCUACGCAGAAUUCAUUGGGGAAGGGAAUUGGCUGCAGUAUAAACAAGCAGCUAGGUGGAUGAUUUCAUCACUUGGGUUUGUCUGCUGUAUUUUGCAUUUGGGGAUUGAUGUGAAUGAAGACAUUUGUGAGGAUAAUAAGUAAUAUGAAUCUGAGGAUGUGGAAUAGAAAAGCAAACAGGCCUCAAGUGGUUAAUUUCUUAAAAGCAGUUACUAACAUUUCUGCGGAAGGAGGAUCGGUUCUUGGAAUUGGAUGCUAGGUAGUGUCAGUGUGAUCUUGCAUGGCAGCCUACAAGAGUACUGCUGCUCCCAUGCUUUCACAAGGGUGUGUUAAGGUGGAAGGCAUGUACAGAAGGACUAAAAUGUUACUGGUACACUAGGCCUGAAAUGCACCGUCUGUUCGUAGACCACAGACUUAAGUGUAGUCAUAGAUGAAGAACAUUUCCUUUCUUUGCAGCUAUGGAGGAGCAGAGUAUCUCUUUCUGAAAUUUCUCAUUUUCCUGGGAGCAAAUCCAAUACAGAGUUUGUACAUUGUGGUCAAUAUUUCUUCUCCAGUUGUGAAUGCGUAGCAUAAGCCACAAGUUGGGAGAAACUUCAACUGAGUACGUUUGUAACUGCUUAUUUGAUAAGGCUGCUUAUCUCCAUCUUACGUGGUCCCCUUUGGUGCUAAAAAUGUGUUGAGUGGGAGAGACCAGGAUGAACUAUAGAGUAGCAGCUCUUUCACAUUCCCCAGCUCACCUUCUGGGAAUGGGCAUGAAUGCUCAGCUUUGGAGAGGAUUUGAUGAAAGGAAAACAACUAGAGGCUUUUAAAGAAGGGGAGGGAGAAGCUGGAAAGGAAUGUGAGCAAGAGCUUCAGAGUGUGGGGGUAUGCAAAGCUGUGGAUUUCCUACUCUUUUUGAGACCAAAGAGAAGAUGUUUAAGCAAAACCCUACUAACUUCACAUGUCACGUAUACAUAAAGAAAAACCAUGUGGGAAAAAGUGUAGCAAUCAUUUGGUCAAGGUAAUUGUACCUAUUUGUGUUUUCAUUAUUAUUUGAGCUAAACUAAUACCCAGCCUCCUGUCUGUCUGCGGUGUAUUCAAGCAAAUUUUUUUGGACAAAAUAAAUAUUUUGGGUUUUGUCUUUUUGACUUAAUCUCAUUUGGAAAUAGCUAUUUAAUUUUUUCCAAAUACUUCUUCUGCCUGAAUAUUCUCCCCACUUUUUAAAAGGAUGAUGCACACUUUCUUGCAUAAAAAGGUGUGAGGGGGUGUGUAUAAUAAGAAUUAGUCCAAUCUGAUGUUAUAGGUCGUAGAUAGCCUCAUCCUUGAAACUUCCUUGAUACCAGAAUUUUUUAGGAUAGGUGUUUUCCUUCAGAUCACUGGGACCCAGCAAGAUUAUUCUCUUUACUCCCCUCCUUAAGUGCCUUCAUGAAAAACUGAGGGGAUGCAGCUGGAGACUCACUGGGUAAGAGAAACUGCAGUAUCCCUAAGCAGGAAAAACUGAAAUGUGGACAGCUUUCUCAGCAGCUCUGUGUUUAGUAGUGGUUUUCACCAGUUCUGCACUGUCCAUCUGGCAACUCUUUCUUUUAUCUUAUUCUCCCCUAAACAAAUUCAGUGGAAUAAAUUAUCAUGAUACGUAUGAAAUGUUUCCUGCUAUGGCUUCAUCAGUGUUGUGGUGUUUUCCCUCUUCACAUCCACUCUCCCCCUCCUCAUGUCCCUUGCAGCUGCCUUGUUGACUCUGAUGCUAACCUCUCCAGGACACAGACUGUAUCUUCUACAUUGCAUGCAUGUCGGUACAGGGCUGUACGUAAUAGUGUUUCACAGUUGGCUUUUAAAUGCUACUGUGAUAAACUUAAUUCCUAAAUGUAUCAAACAUAGGAUAACAAAAAUGCAAUAAAAAACUUAAAAUGAACUAUUGCAUCUACAUAACCUGACAUGACUUUCUGUAAAGCCUCUGUUUUGCUUGUAAAAAUUCAGACAAGUAGCAGUUAACAGUAAAAACAGUUUUGUGUUUCUUCAACCCUUUAAGAAUUCCUGCUAAGAAACCUGUAUGCCCACUGGUAGAAGGAGGUAGCGUAGUGGUCGGUGUGCUUCAGUUAUUGGUAGGGAAUUGCAUUAUUAAGAGGUUCUCACAAAGGCCAAUCACUACUCAUUUUUAUGCAGAGGCUUGUGGUUGCAGGUGCUUGAACCAUCAACACUUGGAUGCCAAAUUAAGUAUUAUAUGUUUGGCUCUGAAUGAUGCUGAACUACAGGGCAGUACAACCAUUCUGCUGGUGGUGGGGCUUGGCGAUUCAGUGUUGGCUGGAGGGAAUGGCAAAUUACGGUGCUCUUCAUUCAGAUGGAGCCAUAGGCACCUUUGGUCAUGGUGGUGGGGUAAUGGAAAUGUUGACUUAGUUCACUGUGACUUCCAGGUGAAGAAAACUAAGUGACACCACUUAGUCUGACUGACAAGUAGAAGUUUGCCCUGUAUUUGCAGGGUAUGAAAAGUGAUGAAGAAAAUUGUUUUGUGACUUCCAAAUGCAUUACUACUUUUGAGGGCAGAAGAAUUUCUGAAAUUGAAUUUCACAGUUGUUAGCUGUAAAUUAAUCUGUGCAUAUGGAUAUAGUAUGCGAGGAAUGGGAAGGAAUAUUUCUGAUUAAAACUACCUCGACUCAAGUAUGCUUGUACAGUCUUGCCUGUUUUUUCUCUAAUUGACCUACUUCAGAUAUCAGAGUUGCAACUUCAGCUGUGUUUUCUUUUCAAGGACUUCUGUACAUCCUUUGUUGCAUCCCAACUUAAGGUUUUAACUUGCUUUGAGUAACAUAAACUUUUAUUAAUAUAGUCCAAGUAUUAUAAUGUAAAUACAAGUGAUUUUACACCACUUUGUUACUGAGGUCCCUGAUGUGCUAUAUUCAUUUUGGAGUAAUUAUGUGUUUAUCCAGUAGAGAGCACUAAUGACACUGCUAUCUUUUAGUUGACAUUCCCAUAAAAUUAUUCAGUGUUGUCUUACAAUUUUGUGCUAUGGAGCAUAGGGCUGGGGUUGGGACUGUAGUUUUUCUCUAAAUCAGUGCAUGACUGAAGCUCUGCUAUAAAUAGUUUUGGGGGGGAAACUGUAAAGCAGGCAUCUGCAGGAAAUGUUAAACUAACGUUUACCCAUUGUUUGGAGUCGCAGCAAUACUCCAGUCUCUCCUUUGCAUUGAAUAGCAAAGUGAAGGCCUUGAAUGUGGAAGUUUAUCAGCAUCCUUCUUUGAGCAGUUGGUGUCCUGACUGUCGGGAUAAAUGGCUGACUGCUGGGGCUACAAGUAUCUUAAGGUCUCAGGGAAGUCAAUGGCAUAAUCAAGGUGGUUCCUGCCUCUUUGUAUGUAGGCAAAAUCUUACCAGCAGUAGCUAAAAAAGCAUUUUUAUUAAUAAUCUUUUAGCGUCUGUCUUUGCUUCAGAGCCAAGACAGCGAAGCUGGACAUGAGAUACUUGACUGAAGCUGAAAUUCUAGAGUUCUCGGGGAUGAUGUAGCAUGAGUGAGAAAGACUGACUUGUCUUUGAGAUGUCAAAUGGAGUUUGUGGCCAGCGGUUUAAAAAUAACAGUCCCUUUACUGAGUUUGAGAAAAUCAGAUGGAGCCAAUGAGAAAAUAUAAACAGACCCAUAAAGAGUGUUUCAAAAUAACUUUGGGAGAGUAUCUCAAAUUUGUGUCCUGAGUAAAAUGUCUCUCACCAUGCUGCCCAGCAGUCCAACUGCACUUGCUCAUAAAAGCUCAGUGAACUGUUAACCUUACUUCUGGAGCAUGGAGAUGCUGCCUGUAGGAGAAAAAGGUGUUUUAAUUUUCCCUUAGGGUUAUAGAAGAAUUUUAAUAAUGUGACCAGUGUAAAUUAAUCUUCCUAAAUAUACAGGCAAUCUGAAACAAUCAUGCUGAGAGAAGCGUGAGUUAUAGUAAUUCAUCUCAGUCUUGGAUGAAUUUAAGAAUAACUGUCUGGAGGCAAUAUCUUUAUUACAUUAUUUGCAAGGACUUAAAAAGCAACAGUGACACUGUGAAGCUGAGCAUGAACUUGUAGUAUUACCUCUAGGCUUAUUGUAUUAGCUAAUGUUUGGUUUGAAUUUGGUUUAGGAGACCGCAGUAUUAUCUCGGAAACAACUCUCAAUUUUUAUCCUUGCUACUUUACCUGUAAGAGAAAAGAUUCUAUUCAGCGUGUGGGGGAAAAGAUCUAAGCAUGGGCAAGAUAAUGUGUUUAUCUAAAUAAACUAUGUGACUUACAUCAUUAAAAAAUAGCAUCUUUCUAUGUUUAGAAGUCAAAUCAGUAUGGAAAAUCUGCUCGCUUGGGGGAGAAUGUUUACUGGUUAGAAGAAUUUCAGGUUUUUCAAAGUGAAAAUGGGUAUUUUUACAAGGGCAGUCAUAGUUGUUGCUGGGAGAUACACAGAUUUUGUGUAUUGGUUUUUGAUAAUAUGAAUGCAAGUAAUUAAUACAGCUACCACAUCAGUUAAUUCUUUUUUGCUUUUAAUUGCAUUUGUCAAUUGGUCCUAAAAUCUACCAUCUGGUAACAAUCUGCAUUAAAAUACUGGCCUGCCUGAAAUUGAUGGGAGUCUUGCCAUGGACUUCAGCAAGUCCAGGAUUUCACUCUGCUCUUCAUCUUGCUUGACUAUUGCUAUUCAGGGUGUGGCAAAUAUACUAUAUUCUGCAUCCUGAUUUAUGUGAGCAUUUGCCGAGCAGAUGUUAGGGAGCUAAACUUGUUCAUUUCAAUCCAUCUCUGUUACAGCAAGUGAAGAAGUGAGGCCAGAUCGGUCUCAGGUGUGAUUCGAUUCGCUUGGGAUGCUUAUAGCGAUUACAGUUUCUGAUGAGUCAGAAACAUUGUGCUGGAUUUUUAAAAACACAGCUAUAAACUAAACAAGGAUUUAUUACUUCUGCUGUUGAGAGCGAGCUGACCAAGCCAGCACCGCUGCUUUGCGAGGGGCUAGGGAGGGGGUGAGCGGAGGCACGGCUAAAGGAGAGGGGGGACCGGGCGGGUGCGCUGGGCUUCCACUUCAGCUGCUGACGUGGUGCUCUUCCUUCUCUAGACCAUCGCCUCUCCCUGAAAUGGGCUCACCACCCAGGCACCUGUGGCGAGGGAGGGUGCCUUUGUAUGUAUAACGCAGUUGAGUUCUCAUUUCCCAGGGUAAGCAUUGGUCUAAAGAUACAAAAUAAGAUUAGCCCUUACUGAUUAGCUUAGAAGAACGGUAAGAAAAACCUCCCGUGCCAAUCUUUUUUGUUUUUUCAGUUGCAAAGUACCUCAUGCACUUCAUCAGUUCAAUAACCUUGUAUGGGGGGGAGGGUGUUUGUCAAAAACCUAGUUUACAACAAAGAUAAAAUAAGAACACAUAACUGGCAUAUCUUAGCCAGAACCCACUGUGGGAGUCACUCCCACAGUUAUGUCUGGUGCUCGCCAACUCCUACUGAGCCUGGUAUUUUCCCAUUGCAUUGUUUUUACUGAUAGCUUCCAUUCAAUAAUAACAGAAAUCUUUGCAAGGGUGAAAGAGAUUAACACUCUUUAUAAUUGAGUAAAGAAGUGUUAAGUGAUUUCCACAGCCACUGAAGAAUGUGUAGUCUAUAUAAUAAUCUCAUGAUUUUAUCUUUGUUCUUUACUAACAGUUGGUGAGCAUUUUAUCCCAUGUUCAGAUACAAAAUAAGAUCUUUCCUGUUUUGAAUCUCUUUUGGGGAGGAGCGGUAAAUGAGGGAGGAAGGCUGCCAGAGAUAAUUACUAAAAUGCCCGGCUCAUAUUAUAUAGUCACAAGACGAAGCUGUACAGGGUUUUGUGUCGCAAAACAUGGAGUAAAUUUUUGUGAGCAGUAAUGGCAAGGAAAUAAAGUAGUAGGAGUAAGAUAAUACCCUUUUUUCCUGCUGUCUUCCCAAGGAAGACUAAUAUGUGACAAAAACUGUUUAAAUGUAAUUGCUGUUUAACUGGGAGCUCGCGAUAUAGCAGCAGUGGACAAAAGCUGAGCUUGAUUUCUUGCCGGAAAAGAAGAGUGAGCUUGAGAUAACUUGCCUGCUCUGUAACAUCCCCCACUGCAGAGGGAUGUUGUCAGCCUCCGGCAUUCAGACCCUUUAGACCCCCACUGCUCUGUGAGUGCAGAAGAGCCACAAUAAUAAACGUUUCCAUCUGCUUCUGGUUAGGAGUUUGCGUCUCAUCCUACCCUUCACAGUGAUCUGUGCACUUGAGACAGCCAGGCGUGAUUAUUUCCAUUAGCAAGAACCAAGAUCACACCCUGGAAAGCCCCAUCUGGCCCAAACCUGCUGUAGAUUGCCUGCUGAGCAACACAGGUCACUGUAAGAUCAUCACACUGAUGUCCCAUAUGCUGCCGAGGUCCUCUUCCCCUACACUGGCUGUCUUGCUGUUUCGAGCCCUCUGCAGGAUUAGCCCUGCCAGUCUGAGAUGGUUGUCCUUUUGGGUGUAUGGCCUUCUGCAGCAGGUGUGUUUCACUGUGGCCACAGACCUGGGCAGUAAAGGUAGAAGACUUGCAUGUAGGAGCCAGGACUUAAGUGCGAGUUGGACGUUGGCUUUGGAGCUGUGUGGCAGGAGAGGUACAAGAACGACCACAGGCUCUGAACGUUUGGCGUGAAGCGUUCAACUCCUCCAGUGAGCUUUCCUCGGUUGCCCUGCUUCUGUUUCCCUCCCCUCCAGCCCAGUCAUCCAAGUCAGGUAAUUUACGCCUACCUACUGGAAGGAAGGAAGGAGAGGUGAUUGAUGGUGUUGUUUUUAGCUCUUGCAAGGUGCUCGGAGGCUGCGGCAGUGACUGCCAAGUGAGAACCUAAGCCUAUAAACACCUGCAAAUCUUGGUCAUGCCCCAACCAUUUGUGAAUUCUCUGGGAAGAUUAAACAUGUGGGAAUAAAGCUUCAUACUACAUCAUCUCAUUCCUGAGAAUACAUAAUAUUUGAUUAAUGCAGAGAUAGGAAGUUGGUGAAUGUUCAGUUUAAUAAGCACUUUUAAAUUUGGGGCUGAAAUAUGCUGUUUACAUAGAAAGUUGUUUGAUUUUGGGGGGAGUGCCUCAUGAGCUCUUUGUAAACUGCAGAGCAGGGACCAUGUGUAUGGUAGUGUCUGGCCAAUACAGCUUUAUGCAUAGUUUUUAGAUCUUAACUUUCUGUGCAUAAAAUCAUGUUAUUGGAAAAAUUAGUACUAAAUAGUAGUUCAUAGCCUUGUAGAAACUGGUUUUGAUUUUGUUUUGGGUUUUGGGGGGGGGGGGGUUGUUAUUGUUGAAACUACUCUGCUGGGGUUUUUUAAAACAGAAAAAGCCACUCAGACUAGCAUGCCAGUACUUGUAUUAAGAUUUCUAAAUUCCACAGUGUAUCUUUUGGUAUGUUCCUCAGUCCCCCUUUUCUUCCAAAUGAUCUCUAAGAGUCUGUAGAAGCUAUUUCUCCUCAGUCUUUAUCUGUACUGUGUCUCUCUCUGUCACAUAUCCUUAGAAAUAAGCUACAAGGAAUGGGGUUUGCACGCUGCUCAGAACCUGCUUCUGUUUCAGAGGAUGUAAGCUCAUCAAGACAUUAUGAAAAAAAUGUAAUUCUUGUGUCAUCUUAAAGAUGCUUCAUACUACAAGUAGAAGUUUAAAGUUUUUAAGAUAUGUAAUAAUAGAUAUUAAACGUAAUACAAUGCCCAACCCUUUCUGCAGAUGAGCGUUGACCAGCACAGUGAAGACAUGCGGAGAAUUACUUGUGUGUAGGAACUAAUUACACUACCUUAAAUUAGAAAUCAGACUAAUCGAUAGUUUUAAUGAUUCUUAAGCCCACAAAUGUGUCCUAGAGUCUCAAGAUAAAGUUUCAUAGGUGGAUGACCUAAAUAAGCAACUGGCAGCUAUCAGAAGGGAGAGAAAUCAUCCUAUCCUCUCCUCUUACCUUGAGCUGGCUUUGGUGUUCGUGACUGUAUUUAAAUCAAUUUAAAGCACUUAAAUGCCUUUCUAUUCUGCUGAACGUUCCCACAGAUAUUCUGGCUCGCUUUCAAAACAGUGUGGGGUGGGGUGUUGGGGUUUUUGUUGUUGUUUUUUUGUUGGGUUUUUUUAAGUUCUGCUGGGAUAGUAAAUUGCACCACCCUACUUUGCAAUUGGACAAGUGCUGGUGUCAGCAUAAGGGAGGGGGGGACCUGCACAGCUGGGGAGUGAAGGGAAUGGGUUGAGAAGAGGGUAUUGCAGAAGGGGAGAGGGAAGCCUUCCGUUUCUAGAAGGGCUGGCAUGUUAAUUUGGCUCAGUUUUCUCAUAGUUGUGUAUACUUGUCCUUCCAUGUAUUAUAGACGUCCCCUUCAGAAAGCUAAAGGAGAGCAAGGAAGAGAGUGGGGAGAUGUUCUGCCUGUUAAAUGAAGGAUGCAAAAUCCUGCUAAUUAAUUCACUAAGGAGAUAUAUAUAUCUCUGUCUCAUACUAAUGUGUGAAGAAGAUGUUAAAACUUGCAUUAGCAGACAGAAGGCACCAUAAUAAUAACAUUAAGAAUGGAGCUGACCUGCUCUUGAUUUAUUAAUGGCACUAGUGGAAUUUGAGCUGAUUUAUCAAGAUGAGACUUUAUCAUGCUUAGUACUUCUACACAAAUGGCCCAUAAAUCAUUCAUCAAUUACAUCUCAUUGAAAGUUAUGUUUUGUUGUAUUUUUUCUCAAACCCCUAUAGGCAUAGAAAAUUGUUUUGAUCUGUGUACACAUGUAAUAAAGCUCUUUCUCCCUC